AUGGCCUCCGUAACAGAAGCAGACAUCAAGCCCUGGCUCCGACCACCUCCGCAAUCCUACCUCCUCACCAGCGCAAACAUCGUCGAUGUCGUCUCCGGCAGCAUAAAGGAAAACCACUAUGUGACGAUAACGAGUGGCAAGAUCACUUCAGUCUCGCCUUCUCGUCCGUCCGACUCGGCUCUGCCCCAAUCCUACAUCACAGUCGACUGCACAGGUCUCUACAUCAGCCCCGGCCUCUUCGACGCCCACGUCCACUUCGUCGCAGUCCCAGGCUUCCCCAGCUUAGCCACAGCCUUCGGGAACUGGAACGACGUCUCGCUCCUGCGCCAACCUUACGUCGCAACGCAGAUGCUGCACCGCGGCUUCACCUCCGUCCGUGACUGCGGCGGCGCACAGCUGGCCUUCAAGCAGGCAAUCGAAGAAGGCGUGUUUCCUGGUCCGCGGCUGUUUAUUGCAGGUCACGCUCUCUCGCAAUCCGGCGGGCACGGGGAUAUCCGCUCAGCUCACGACCACGUCCAGUGCUGCGCGGGACACACGAAUGGGCUGGGCCGAAUAUGUGACGGCGUUCCAGCUUGCAUGCAAGCUGUACGCGAGGAGAUCCGCUCCGGUGCGGACUUUAUCAAGAUCAUGGGGUCUGGAGGAGUCUCCACACCGACCGAUCGCCUGGAGCAGCUGCAGUUCACGACCCAAGAAUUGCAGGCGAUUGUGGAAUGUGCAGAGAACGCGGGGACAUAUGUUACUGCUCACGCUUAUACGCCAAAAGCUAUGCUGCACGCGAUCGAAAAUGGGGUGAAGGGGAUUGAGCAUGGCAAUUUUGUCACGGAAGAGGUUGCCAAGGUCAUGGUCGAAAAGGAAAUCUACCUAACGCCGACGCUGAUUUCGUAUGCGGAGAUGGAUUCAGAGAAGUGGAAGGGGUAUCUGCCUGCGGAUGGACAGGCGAAGAAUACUGAGGUGUUAAGUGCAGGGUUAAAGAGCUUGAAGAUUGCGGCUGAUGCGGGUGUCACAAUCUGUUAUGGAAGUGAUCUGUUAGGCCCGCUGGGUCUGGCGCAGACGGGCGAGUUCAAACUCAGAGCCCAGGCGCUGAGUCCUUUGGCGGUGUUGCAGAGCGCAACCAUCAACCCAGCGAAGAUGAUGGGGCAAGCUGAAGCCAUUGGGCAGAUCAAGGAGGGCUUCUGGGCCGAUGUGCUCUUCCUCAAGGAGAACCCGUUGGAAGAUGUGACUAUAUUUGAUCGGCCCGACGAGUGCCUCAUGGGUGUCAUGAAGGAGGGAAGAGUGUAUAAGAGUCAGUGGGACGGUUUAAAGGAGGAUGCGGAUAUUCCAGUGCGAGUUAGGAAGUAG
Molecule: messenger RNA, 1338 nt
Organism: Aspergillus mulundensis
Lineage: Eukaryota; Fungi; Ascomycota; Eurotiomycetes; Eurotiales; Aspergillaceae
Exons: 1
Coding region: 1-1338 (445 amino acids)
Molecular function (GO): hydrolase activity, acting on carbon-nitrogen (but not peptide) bonds
Source: RefSeq, a predicted model, not a curated record